This is a messenger RNA of Manduca sexta (tobacco hornworm), 901 nucleotides long. It is a transcript of the gene Prosalpha4, whose product is annotated as proteasome subunit alpha type-7-1. Gene Ontology annotation, cellular component: proteasome core complex; proteasome core complex, alpha-subunit complex; nucleus. The transcript is spliced from 3 exons. NCBI's taxonomy places the organism in Eukaryota, Metazoa, Arthropoda, Insecta, Lepidoptera, Sphingidae. The record is from RefSeq and is a predicted model, not a curated record. Gene Ontology annotation, biological process: ubiquitin-dependent protein catabolic process. The coding region runs from base 111 to 860 and encodes 249 amino acids.
UAUUAAUAGCUUCAUACAUGACAUCCCAACACUACUUAUAUUUCGACAGCGGUGAACGAACAGUAAACUUCAAUUUACAAAAAUCAUUCUAAGUUUAUAAAAAUAAUAAAAUGUCUGCACGAUAUGACAGAGCUAUUACAGUAUUUUCACCGGAUGGACAUUUGUUACAAGUAGAAUAUGCACAGGAAGCCGUCCGUAAGGGUUCCACGGCUGUCGGUGUUAGAGGCGCCGAUGUGGUAGUAUUAGGAGUUGAGAAGAAGUCUGUGGCUAAAUUGCAAGAAGAGAGGACCGUGAGAAAAAUAUGCCUUCUGGAUGAUCAUGUCGUCAUGGCAUUUGCCGGUUUGACUGCAGACGCUCGUAUCUUGAUCAAUAGAGCUCAAAUUGAAUGUCAGUCACAUAAACUGACUGUAGAAGACCCAGUCACAUUGGAGUACAUCACGAGAUAUAUAGCUGGCCUCAAACAGAAAUACACUCAGAGUAAUGGUCGCCGUCCUUUCGGUAUAUCGUGCUUGAUCGGUGGUUUCGAUUACGACGGAUCGCCACAUUUGUUCCAAACUGAGCCUUCUGGAAUUUACUAUGAAUGGAAAGCCAAUGCCACUGGCAGGUCUGCAAAGACUGUGAGAGAGUUCUUGGAGAAGAACUAUACAACUGCAGAAGUGGCUAACGAGAAUGGCGCAGUGAAGCUGGCCAUCCGUGCCCUUCUAGAGGUGGUGCAGUCUGGACAAAAGAACCUUGAAAUAGCAGUAAUGAGACGUGGCCAGCCCAUGCAAAUGCUUGACAUUGACACUAUUAACUCAUAUGUGUCAGUCAUUGAAAAAGAAAAAGAAGAGGAAGCAGAAAAGAAAAAACAAAAGAAGUAAUAUGGUGUAUUUUUUUUUUUAAUAAAGGCAUAAGUUCAUAA